GGUCAGGGCGGGCCGGCGCUCGGUUCCCGGAAGCUGCUGCCUGCGAGGCUCCCGCCGAGCGGACCGGCGCGCCGGCCCGAGCUCCAGCAUCCUCACCCGGGAGCGCCUCCCGGAGCCGCGCACACCGCCACCGCCACCGCCGUCCCCGCCAGGCCGCGCGUACCCCGGGCAAGAUGCUGCCGGUGCACACCGAGGUGAAACCCAACCCGCUGCAGGACGCCAACCUCUGCUCGCGCCUGUUCUUUUGUUGGCUCAAUCCCUUGUUUAAAACUGGCCACAAGCGGAGACUGGAGGAAGAUGACAUGUUCUCAGUGCUUCCCGAAGACCGCUCAAAGCACCUUGGAGAGGAGCUGCAAGGGUAUUGGGAUAAAGAAGUUUUGAGAGCCAAGAAGGAUGCACGGAAGCCUUCCUUAACCAAGGCAAUCAUAAAGUGUUACUGGAAAUCUUACCUGCUUUUGGGAAUUUUUACGUUAAUUGAGGAAAGCACCAGAGUAGUUCAGCCCAUAUUUUUGGGGAAGAUUAUUGAGUAUUUUGAGAAGUAUGACCCCGACGACUCAGUGGCUCUGCACACAGCUUAUGGCUACGCCGCCUUGCUGUCGGUGUGCACGCUCUUCCUGGCCAUAUUGCAUCACUUGUACUUCUACCACGUGCAGUGUGCCGGGAUGAAGCUGAGAGUAGCCAUGUGCCACAUGAUUUACCGGAAGGCCCUUCGUUUGAGUAACACGGCCAUGGGGAAGACAACCACAGGCCAGAUAGUCAACCUGCUGUCCAACGACGUCAACAAAUUCGAUCAAGUGACAAUCUUCUUGCACUUUCUGUGGGCGGGGCCGCUGCAGGCCAUUGCAGUGACUGUCCUUCUCUGGAUGGAAAUAGGCAUCUCCUGCCUAGCUGGCAUGGCUGUUCUGGUUAUUCUUCUGCCUCUGCAAAGCUGUAUUGGGAAGCUGUUCUCGUCACUGCGGAGUAAGACUGCGGCUUUUACGGAUGCCAGGAUCAGGACCAUGAAUGAAGUUAUCACAGGCAUGAGGAUAAUCAAGAUGUACGCGUGGGAAACAUCGUUUGCUGACCUCAUUACCAGUCUGAGGAAAAAGGAAAUUUCCAAGAUUCUGGGCAGCUCCUACCUCAGAGGGAUGAACAUGGCAUCCUUUUUCAUCGCCAACAAAGUCAUCCUGUUUGUGACCUUCACCACCUACGUGUUGCUUGACAAUGAGAUCACAGCUAGCCACGUGUUUGUGGCCAUGACUCUGUAUGGCGCUGUGCGGCUGACAGUCACGCUCUUCUUCCCCUCAGCCAUCGAGAAAGUGUCGGAGACGGUGAUCAGCAUCCGGAGGAUCAAGAACUUUCUGUUACUUGAUGAACUACCACAGCACAAAGCCCAGGAGCCAUGUGAUGGUAAAGCCAUAGUGCAUGUGCAGGACUUCACUGCUUUCUGGGACAAGGCAUUAGACACUCCAACCCUGCAAGGCCUUUCCUUCACUGCCAGACCUGGUGAAUUGUUAACUGUGGUUGGCCCAGUGGGAGCAGGCAAGUCGUCACUGUUGAGCGCGGUGCUCGGUGAACUGCCUCCAACCAGUGGGCUUGUCAGCGUGCACGGGAGAAUCGCCUACGUUUCUCAGCAGCCCUGGGUCUUCUCGGGAACCGUGAGGAGCAAUAUUUUAUUUGGGAAGAAAUACGAGAAGGAACGAUAUGAGAAAGUAAUCAAGGCCUGUGCUUUGAAAAAGGACUUACAGCUUUUGGAGGAUGGGGAUCUGACCGUGAUAGGAGACCGGGGAGCCACGCUGAGCGGAGGGCAGAAAGCGCGGGUCAACUUGGCACGGGCAGUCUACCAGGAUGCUGACAUCUACCUCCUUGACGAUCCCCUCAGCGCUGUCGAUGCAGAAGUGGGGAAACACCUGUUCCAGCUGUGCAUCUGUCAGACCUUGCACGAGAAGGUCACCAUUUUAGUGACUCACCAGCUGCAGUUCCUGAAAGCUGCAAGCCACAUCCUGAUACUAAAAGAUGGACAAAUGGUGCAGAAGGGGACGUACACCGAGUUUCUGAAAUCUGGUGUAGAUUUUGGCUCCCUUUUAAAGAAGGAGAGUGAGGAGGCCGAACAUUCCUCAGCGUCAGGAACUCCAACACUCAGGAAACGAACCUUCUCCGAGUCCUCAAUUUGGUCCCAGCAAUCGUCCAGACCCUCUUUGAAAGAUGGGGCUCCAGAGGGCCAAGAUACAGAAAAUGCACAGGCAGCGCAACCAGAGGAGAGCCGUUCCGAAGGGAAGGUGGGCUUCAAGGCCUACAAGAAUUACUUCACUGCUGGUGCAUCUUGGUUUUUCAUCAUUUUCCUUAUUCUGCUCAACAUGGCAGCUCAGGUUUUCUAUGUUCUUCAGGACUGGUGGCUUUCCUACUGGGCGAACAAGCAAGGUGCUCUGAACACCACCAAAAAUGGGAAUGGAAAUGUCACCGAGACCCUAGAUCUUAACUGGUACUUAGGAAUUUACGCAGGUUUAACUGCCAUUACAGUCCUUUUUGGCAUAGCAAGAUCCCUAUUGGUAUUCUACGUUCUUGUGAAUGCUUCCCAAACUUUGCACAACAGGAUGUUUGAAUCAAUCCUGAAAGCUCCAGUAUUGUUCUUCGAUAGAAAUCCAAUUGGAAGAAUUUUAAAUCGUUUCUCCAAAGACAUCGGACAUAUGGAUGACUUGCUUCCCCUGACGUUUCUAGACUUCAUCCAGAUGCUGCUCCUUGUAGUAAGUGUGAUAGCCGUGGCGGCCGCAGUGAUUCCUUGGAUUAUAAUCCCCUUGGUCCCACUCGCCAUCAUCUUCUUGUUUCUUCGGAGAUAUUUCUUAGAAACGUCAAGGGAUGUCAAGCGCCUGGAGUCCACAACGCGGAGUCCCGUCUUCUCCCACCUGUCCUCUUCCCUCCAGGGACUCUGGACCAUCCGGUCAUACCGAGCUGAGGAGAGGUUCCAGGAACUGUUUGAUGCGCACCAGGACUUGCAUUCAGAGGCCUGGUUCUUGUUUUUGACGACAUCGAGAUGGUUCGCCGUGCGUCUGGAUGCCAUCUGUGCCAUUUUUGUCAUCGUUGUUGCCUUCGGGUCCCUGAUUCUGGCAAAAACUUUGGAUGCUGGGCAAGUUGGCUUGGCCUUAUCCUACGCCCUCACACUCAUGGGGAUGUUCCAGUGGUCUGUGCGACAAAGUGCCGAAGUGGAGAAUAUGAUGAUUUCUGUGGAGAGGGUGAUUGAAUACACAGACCUAGAAAAGGAGGCGCCUUGGGAGUACCAGAAACGCCCACCCCCAGGCUGGCCCCACGAAGGGGUGAUCGUGUUUGACAAUAUGAACUUCACCUACAGCUUAGAUGGGCCUCUGGUACUCAAGCACCUGACCGCACUCAUCAAAUCCAGAGAAAAGGUUGGAAUUGUGGGGAGAACAGGAGCUGGAAAAAGUUCCCUCAUCUCAGCCCUUUUCAGAUUGUCAGAACCUGAAGGAAAAAUUUGGAUUGAUAAGAUCUUGACAACAGAAAUUGGACUGCAUGAUUUAAGGAAGAAAAUGUCAAUCAUACCUCAGGAACCUGUUCUGUUCACUGGAACAAUGAGGAAAAACCUGGACCCCUUCAAUGAGCACACUGAUGAGGAGCUGUGGAACGCCUUAGAAGAGGUACAACUUAAAGAGGCCAUUGAAGACCUCCCUGGUAAAAUGGAUACUGAAUUAGCAGAAUCUGGAUCCAAUUUUAGCGUUGGACAGAGACAGUUGGUGUGCCUUGCGAGGGCGAUUCUAAAGAAAAAUCGGAUAUUGAUCAUUGAUGAAGCAACAGCAAAUGUGGAUCCAAGAACUGAUGAGUUAAUACAACAGAAAAUCCGGGAGAAGUUUGCGCAGUGUACGGUGCUUACCAUUGCUCACAGACUGAACACCAUCAUUGACAGCGACAAGAUAAUGGUUUUGGAUUCAGGAAGACUGAAAGAAUAUGAUGAGCCAUAUGUUUUGCUACAGAAUCCAGAGAGCCUCUUUUACAAGAUGGUUCAGCAGCUGGGCAAGGGCGAAGCCGCUGCCCUUACCGAAACAGCAAAACAGGUGUACUUCAGAAGGAAUUAUCCAGAUAUUACUCUCACCAGCCCUGUGGUUAUGAACCCCUCCAAUGGACAACCCUCAGCCUUAACCAUUUUUGAAACAGCUUUGUGACUAUCGAGCCGCGGAGCCUGUUCCGGAGGCGUCCCCCCUGCGGGGUUUGCACUUUGUAGACUACAGCAAGCACACUUGGUUUUCACUCUGCAACAAAUCCUUCACAUACAAGAUACUGGUGUCUUUAUUCAGUGAUUUCAGGUUCUAACAAAUUGGUCCAUUGUUUUAUUUAAAUGUUCCAGCUGUGCUUUACAAAUCCGAUUCUGAGGUGCCGGCCACCGACAGCAGCCGUCUCCCAGGUUUUGUGCCUUAACAGACUCGGGCCAAAGCCCAUUUGUUUCAUAAGCUGCCGCGGCAGUUUGUUUCUCCUGUUGCCUUCGGAAGUACACUUUGCAGUUCUGUCAGGGAUCUAUUUACUUGAAGACUGUGUGCAGUUGCCAGCUUGCUCCCCUUUCGCUGACAUAGCUCGGACCCGUUACUUUCCCCCAACGGCCUAUGACUAAAGUAGUACAGGAGACAUACACAAGAGCACGAAAAGAUACAUAAUUUGAGUGACAUUGCAGUAGAGAGAGACUAUCCCGCCACUCUGCACACACAGAGAUAUAUGGCUAAAGAGCAAGAGGGCAUUUCUGUUGGAAAAUAAAAUUGUGCUUUCUGAGUGGGAGCCCUGAUAGGUUUUCUGAUGAAGAGUGUGCAAAUGUCCCUUCCCAUUUAAAUUGGUGUGAGUCAAAAUGAACUGCUCCUGGGCUGAUGGACUAGGCAUUGUGGUCUUUUCCCUGGAACAGUGACUCUCAAAUGGGUAGUAUUAAUCUCAUUCAGCUUCUGGUUUACAGAAGGGAAAUAUCCUAUUGGCUGUAAGCUUUUUGUGAAAUCCUUUCAAAUUGACAUGCAGAGGUUCUCCUCACAUAGGGAGAACCCUGAAAGUCGUUGCAGACAUCGGCUGUAAUUAUGUAUUACAUUCUCAGGAUACAUCAAGAAGCUUCACUUUCAAGAACCCAUCUAAAUUAGUUUACUUCUGGUCACUAAUGGCAGGUCUUGGGGACCUUCUGGUUAGUCAAUCAACAACCACAACACUUCCUAGGACCUGCUGUACUUCAUGUAACUACAGGUCUUAAAUUUUUCUGGAUGGUGGUAUCCAUGGUAUAUGUUGAGUUCAAGUUACUACAGGUUUUACUGUCAUGAUUUAAAGUGGACCCUUCAUGAUCUGUCACAAUAAGCCACCCUCAAGUUACAUAUGUUAAUAUAUAGACACAUGUAGGAUCAUGUUGGAUAUGUCAGUAUAUAUAAAUACAUAUAUAUGUAUGUAUCAGGUUUUUAGACUAGUUAACAGAAUGAAGCCUGUUUUAUAAAAUGAAACCUCAAGAAGCACACACAUAGCAAAACACCAAAACAUACAGCGUGCAGUGGCUGUUCCACUCUGGGUAUUCAGAAGUCUGUAAUUAAUGUAAUAAUGUUCAGUCCCAUAAAUGAUGUCCAUUCGUUCCUGAGCAAUCAUGGUUAGUGUUUCAAGAGACUGAGAUGCAUCAAUGACAAUAAGAAGGUCUGUUUAAAUAUUUAGAAAUGUUUUAAAUGUAUAUAUGUGUUCAUUUGGUCUUUAGAAAUUAAAGCAGUCAUAGAAACGUG
Molecule: messenger RNA, 5714 nt
Organism: Peromyscus californicus insignis
Lineage: Eukaryota; Metazoa; Chordata; Mammalia; Rodentia; Cricetidae
Gene: Abcc4
Product: ATP binding cassette subfamily C member 4
Exons: 31
Coding region: 174-4151 (1325 amino acids)
Biological process (GO): transmembrane transport
Cellular component (GO): plasma membrane
Molecular function (GO): ABC-type transporter activity; ATP hydrolysis activity; ATP binding
Source: RefSeq, a predicted model, not a curated record